AGGAGGAGGAGGAGAGCUGGUCGUACUACUACUACAGAGCCUGUUGCCAGCGGAGGGGAUACGCAGGGGGUUGGUGCUGUGGCAGAGGAAAAUACAGAAAACAGAAACAGCACAGAAAUGGAAAAAGGGAGAAGGGGGGAGGGGAUGGUCCAGGCACACUACACAAUCCCGCUUUCGACGCUUAUUCCCGACGCAAAGCCCGUGAUUGUGCGGCGCGAGGACGGGUUCGAGAAGAGGGUUUUGCACAGGUGCGGACGGUGUAGAGUUGUUGUUGGGUAUGAGAUUGAUACCCCGCUUAACCUGAAUGCGCGCGAGCUUGAUCAUGAUAGGGAUGAGGAGGGGGGUGAGGAUGAAGAGGAGGAGGAGGAGGGAAGGGAUAGGGUGUUUUAUCUGUUGCCAGGGUCGUUGGUUGGUACGGAGGAUUUGCAGGAUGAUACUGGCGAGGGCGGGCUGGAUGCGAUUGUGCAGCGGAAUGAGGUGUUGCGGGGGAUGGAAAAGGAGUGGGAGGGAUGGUAGUUAUUCGAAUAUAUAUAUAUAUAUAUAUAGAAGUAUGAUGAUAGACUAAGUCAAUCCAGC
Molecule: messenger RNA, 576 nt
Organism: Talaromyces proteolyticus
Lineage: Eukaryota; Fungi; Ascomycota; Eurotiomycetes; Eurotiales; Trichocomaceae
Exons: 1
Coding region: 118-516 (132 amino acids)
Source: RefSeq, a predicted model, not a curated record